Messenger RNA from Drosophila biarmipes, 1310 nucleotides. It is a transcript of the gene Tmhs, whose product is annotated as LHFPL tetraspan subfamily member 3 protein. Gene Ontology annotation, cellular component: plasma membrane. The transcript has 6 exons. Gene Ontology annotation, biological process: sensory perception of sound. The coding region runs from base 227 to 1024 and encodes 265 amino acids. The record is from RefSeq and is a predicted model, not a curated record. NCBI's taxonomy places the organism in Eukaryota, Metazoa, Arthropoda, Insecta, Diptera, Drosophilidae.
CCGAACGCGACGGUUCAGUCUUGGCGGUUUCUUCCGAAGAAGCGGAUCGAAUUCGAAGUCUCUGCCCGCGAUUUUGGUACAAUAAUUAAUGCAAGCUCGCGAACAACAGUAGUAAAUUAAAAUAACAACAAUAAUCAGCGCACAAGUCCAGCUAAAGCCGAAACCUGUUCUCGAUCAACGUAAGGCAAACAAAGCAGCGCUCCCCACUCUUGAAAAUCUGUGAAAAAUGGGAACGAAGAUCGAGUACGUGGACACCACGCAUCUGUACGCCUCCAAGUACAUCCGCAACUCCAAGGCGAUCGGCGUUUUGUGGGCCAUCUUCACCAUCUGCUAUGCCAUCAUCGGCAUCGUGGCAUUCGUGACGCCAGAGUGGAUCGGGGAUCCGGACAACGAUGGAGCAGGUCGUCUGGGCCUCUGGCAGCAGUGCCAGCGGGACGAGAUCUUCGACAACUGCAGAAGGCGGUGGGAGAGCAUCUUCGAAGUGCCCACAUUCUCCUUUCAGUUGGCCACAUUCUUCAUGCUGGGCGCCAUUGCUCUGGCCUUGUUGACCAUAUUCUUCUUGGUUUGUUUGCUGUUUAUGAAGUCAACGCGUGUUUUCCACCUUUGCGGUUGGAUGCAAAUUAUAUCAGCUCUCUGUAUGAUUGUGGCCUGUGCGGCGUUUCCCUUUGGCUGGAACUCGGAUGAUUUCCGUAAGAUCUGCGGCCCGGAAGCGAAUCGCUUCGAGCUGGGCCUGUGCGGCAUUCGGUGGGCUUAUCCACUGGCCAUUAUCGGCUGCAUAGAUGGCGUGGUCUUGGCCACCUUGGCCUUCAUCUUGGCCACGAGGCACGUGCGCCUGCAGCCAGAUCCGAUAUACCAGAAUUCGCUCUACAAAGGUGAAAUCAACAAUGCAUAUCUCACAGAUGCCAUUAGCUUGGCGGGUUCUAGGAAAUCGAAUCCGCGCAUUACUGGCUUAAAUUUGCAGCCCAUUCUGCUGGUGGCCCCCCCAAACGAGGAUAGUAUAUCGCAAUUUUCUCGUUAUCACUGAGUUUCCUCAUUCAAACAGCCAAGACCACAACCAAUCAAGCUUAGUUCGUGCAGCAACCGGGGUUGAAACUCAGCUUAAGAGUAUCCUAAAGUUUUUGAGAUACAAUUUCAACCCAAUUUCGACGCAGAUUUUAGCUGGAACUAAGAAAAUAUGAGUGUAUUUUUGAGUGUGCAAGUCAAAGAGUGAAUGAUUUUGUAAAUGCCACUUUGCCCGACUGAAUGCCAACGUGUAGUUGUAAGCUUGGAUUUUAAACUUUUUUUUUUUUUUUUUUUUUUUUUUUUUUUUU